Molecule: messenger RNA, 1099 nt
Organism: Tripterygium wilfordii
Lineage: Eukaryota; Viridiplantae; Streptophyta; Magnoliopsida; Celastrales; Celastraceae
Product: lon protease 2-like
Exons: 1
Coding region: 62-886 (274 amino acids)
Source: RefSeq, a predicted model, not a curated record
AUCCCCAUUCACUCACACGCAGACCGACUGAUAAAUCUGAAACUCUCUCUACGCUGCUUCAAUGGCUCUCCCUCAGCAGCUCAUUUCGUCUCACAAACCCUCACUAAAGCCCUGUCCCUCAAUCCCUAACCGUAAGCCUUUCCUUUAUUCUUCGCCGCCAGGCCUCAAGCUCUGCCGCUGUAGGAGGGUCAAUUCUCUCCGUUGCUCCGAUUCUUCUUUCUCCGAGAAGCACCACACGAACUCUCCGAAAUCAGUCGACGGUGUUGAGCUUCCAUUGUUUCCGCUUCCUCUGGUGCUAUUUCCCGGUGCAAUACUUCCUCUGCAGAUUUUUGAGUUCAGGUAUCGGAUUAUGAUGCACACUCUGCUAGAGACUGACUUGCGGUUUGGUGUGAUAUACUCCGACUCCGUAUCAGGUACUGCCGAUGUCGGUUGCGUUGGGGAGAUUUUCAAGCACGAACGGCUCGCUGAAGACCGGUUCUUUCUCGUCUGUAAGGGGCAGGAGCGGUUUCGCGUGACGGAUUUGGUCCGUACAAAACCGUAUCUGGUGGCGGAGGUGACGUGGCUGGAGGACCGGCCAUCGGGAGACGAGGAUCUGGAAGGGUUGGCGAACGAAGCGGAGACAUACAUGAACGAUGUGAUUCGGUUGUCGAAUCGGCUGGACGGGAAGCCGGAGAAGGAGGCACAGGAUUUGCGGAAGAAUCUAUUCCCUACGCCCUUCUCGUUCUUUGUCGGGAGUACAUUCGAGGGCGCACCGAGGGAGCAGCAGGCACUGCUGGAAUUGGAGGACACAGCAGCGAGAUUGAAAAGGGAGAAGGAGACUUUGAGGAACACGCUUAACUACUUGAGCGCUGCCACUGCUGUUAAAGAUGUGUUUCCUUCUUCGUGAUAGAGAGGGGAGAUGUUUAAUGACUGAAAGACCAGGAGAGUGAAGUGGAGGUAUCCAAAUGCAACCCCCUUGCUCUUUGUUCGUUUUAUAUCAGAAACUGUAAAUUUUGAUAUGUGUAAUCUGUUUUGCUCUAUUCUAUAUAUCUUGUUACCUGGUAGUUUUUGUGAUUUUGCAACUGUUGCUCUUGAUAUACUGAAGAGAACUUGCACAUAA